Triticum dicoccoides is the source of this 1300-nucleotide messenger RNA. Its product is annotated as 1-(5-phosphoribosyl)-5-[(5-phosphoribosylamino)methylideneamino] imidazole-4-carboxamide isomerase, chloroplastic-like. The transcript has 8 exons. The record is from RefSeq and is a predicted model, not a curated record. Bases 94 to 1017 code for a protein of 307 amino acids. Gene Ontology annotation, biological process: L-tryptophan biosynthetic process; L-histidine biosynthetic process. Gene Ontology annotation, molecular function: 1-(5-phosphoribosyl)-5-[(5-phosphoribosylamino)methylideneamino]imidazole-4-carboxamide isomerase activity. NCBI's taxonomy places the organism in Eukaryota, Viridiplantae, Streptophyta, Magnoliopsida, Poales, Poaceae. Gene Ontology annotation, cellular component: cytoplasm.
GGUUUGGUCUCUCUGACCCUUUUCCUCUGCUCUCGCCGCUGGAACCUGACGGAAAAACCCUACCCCGCCGUCGCCCCAUCGUCGAACUUCCCGAUGGCGUCGAGAUGCGCGGCUAGGCUUCCACACCCGCAGUGCGCGGCGCCGCAGCACGUUUGGGCGAGCUCGCGGGUCUCGGCACGCCCGGCGCAAUCCGGCGCGUCAAGAGGGCGUGCCGUCGCCUGCGCCGUUAGCUUCAGGCCAUGUAUCGACAUUCACAAGGGGAAAGUUAAACAGAUUGUUGGCUCUACUCUCCGGGAUGCAUCGGACGAUGGCACGGCACUAGUGACAAACUUUGAAUCAGACAAGUCUCCAGCAGAAUUUGCAAAUAUUUAUAAAGAAGAUGGACUUGUCGGUGGACACGUAAUAAUGCUUGGCGGAGACCCUGCAAGCCGUUCUGCUGCCCUGGAAGCACUACAUGCAUAUCCUGGUGGUUUGCAAGUUGGAGGUGGAAUAAAUUUGGAGAAUGCAAUGUCAUACCUUAAUGAAGGAGCAAGUCACGUGAUUGUAACUUCUUAUGUGUUUAGUGAUGGCAAAAUGAACAUUGAAAGGCUAACGCAACUUGUCGAGCUUGUUGGGAAACAAAGGCUUAUUUUGGACCUGAGUUGUCGAAAAAAGGAUGGCAGAUAUGCCAUUGUGACUGACAGAUGGCAGAAGUUCAGUGAUGUCUUUGUGGAUGGGCCAACAUUAGAACGUCUCGCUGCAUAUGCAGAUGAGUUUUUGGUUCAUGGAGUUGAUGUGGAGGGCAAAAGGUUAGGAAUUGACGAGGAACUUGUGGAACUAUUGGGAAGCCAUUCACCUAUCCCUACAACAUACGCUGGUGGUGUGUCAACGAUGGACGACCUGGAGAGGAUCAAGAAAGCAGGCAAGAGCCGAGUCGAUGUCACUGUCGGGAGCGCCCUAGACAUAUUCGGGGGAGAUUUGCCCUACGACACUGUUGUCCAUUGGCACAAGGAGCAAAACCUGGUUAGCCAACGGUGAAGAAAUCAGAUGAUCCUUUUAUAGAGCAUGAUCAAAAGUUCAGAGCUCAUGUGUGAUCCCCACCUGACCAUAGGUCAGGUUAUAGAGCUUUGUUGUUUGCUGGACAUUGUAGUGUGAACAUUGUGUGUGUCUUGUGUGACAUGUCAAAGCUGAAGCGGAGGUGUGAACUCGGUGUGGUAGAAGACCACUCGGUAUUCAGAUACUGUUCUUCACAUUCUGUUUGUAUUGUGGUACUGGUAAUGAUGAAUAAACAGAGGUUGAACUGCAGAAGUGUACCAAGCCA